CCUCUACUACAGCCAGUCAGAUCAUUUCUCGGGAAAAGAAACAAGGCAAAUGUGUCGAGAAAGGUGAAACUUUGAAAGAAUUGGCAGUGCCGUAUACAGCGAGAGAGUGUGUCUCGUUACUGAUAAGAACUGACAGUUGGUUAUAAAGUGAGCUUGCAGAAGGAUUUUCCUUUCAGCCAAUACAGCCGCCCAACAGAGGAGAAAUCCAUAUUGAUUGGAGGCAGUUGACUCAAAGACAUGACCGAAGUUCACAUUAGUGACACAUUAUUCAACUGUUGUGCUGACCAAGCAUUUCUUUUCGAAAGGCCUUCAAAAAGGGCGAAUAUGCUCGCUAAAUCUCCGCAGUAAACAGCUUUGUGUGUAGUGUGUGUGAGUGAUUACCGGUGGGGAGUUUUCCGAUCCAGAACAAGUAAUUGCUUCUGACUCGUAUGAGACCUGCAGUUUUCUUGUAGUUCUGGAGAAUGGAGCGCAGGAUCAGAACUCGUGUGGCGGUGAUAGGAGGCGGGCCGGCGGGGCUCUGCGCUGCGAGACACAUCCUGUCUAGGCCCGAGGCCUUUGAUCCACCCGUGGUGUAUGAAAUGACCGAUCAUUUGGGAGGGACAUGGUUCUAUGAGGAAAGAGUUGGCACAUAUGACGAUGGAUAUCCCAUCCACAGCAGUAUGUAUAGGGACCUCAGGACCAAUUUGCCUAAGGAGAUUAUGAUGUUCCCUGAUUUUCCCUUUGAUGACCGCCUGCCUUCUUUUUUGCACCAUACUUCGGUUCAGCAGUAUUUGGAAAAAUACUGUGAGAAACAUGAUAUUGCUCGUCAUAUCAAGUUCAACACCGUGGUGGAAAAGGUGAAGCCCGUCUCCAUGGAGACAGAGACGGGGGGAGCUGUGACGUGGGAGAUAAUUUCGCGCAGCACACGUGGAGACCAGAACACGCAGACAUUCGACUCGGUGUUCGUCUGCAACGGGCAUUACUCCGACCCCCACCUGCCCUACAUUCCUGGAAUAGAGCAUUUUAAAGGGAAAGUCUUGCACAGCCACUCGUACCGCUGUCCAGAGCCUUUUGCCAACAAGUCUGUUGUGGUCUUAGGGGCCAAAGCAUCCGGUGUGGAUAUUUCCAUUGAGUUAGCCCAAGUUAAUGCCCAGGUGAUACUAAGUCAUAACACACCACCCAUGUCCUUACCUCCUCUGGGUAUCCGGCAGGCCCGCGCUGUUGUUGGGGUUUCAGAGGACGGAUCUUUACAGUUCCAGGACGGAUCAGUGACUCAGGCUGAUAUUCUUCUGUUCUGUACAGGAUACAACUUUAACUUCCCUUUCCUUUGUCCAUCAGAGCUGGGACUAGAUGUACAGGAUCUUUUUGUGACUCCACUCUACAAGUACUUGCUGCCCCCUGGCUUCCCUUCCGUCUUCUUUAUUGGCAUUUGCAAAACUAUUUGCCCUUUCAUACAUUUUGAUUGUCAGGUUAAGUUUGCUCUCGCUGUCCUGGAGGGCUCUGUAAAGCUGCCCAGCCCAGAAGAGAUGAAGAAGGAAGUGCAGAGAGAGAUGCAACGAAAACAAGACACAGGUGUGCAGCUGAAGCACUUCCUCAAUUUGGACAAGGAUCAGUGGGAUUAUUACCUGGAUCUUGCCAGGAUGGGCCGAUUCACACCCCCUCAGCCAGUGUUUGAGAGUCUCUAUGAAGAGGUGCGCAGACAGAGGCAGAAAGACCCACAGAAAUACAGACAGAUCAACUAUAGGCUCAUUGAUGCCACACAGUGGGAGCUUCUGGAAGCUCCACCAGAACAGACAGAUUGAGUUUAGCUACAGUCUGAGGACAAAUGAAUGAGAUUUACACUGCAUUGCUUUGUAGAACUGUCUGAAGGAAGAACAUAAAAACUAUAUAUAUAUAUAUAUAUAUAUA
Carassius auratus (goldfish) is the source of this 1887-nucleotide messenger RNA. RefSeq names its product flavin-containing monooxygenase FMO GS-OX-like 2. NCBI's taxonomy places the organism in Eukaryota, Metazoa, Chordata, Actinopteri, Cypriniformes, Cyprinidae. The transcript is spliced from 8 exons. Bases 462 to 1781 code for a protein of 439 amino acids. Gene Ontology annotation, molecular function: NADP binding; flavin adenine dinucleotide binding; N,N-dimethylaniline monooxygenase activity. The record is from RefSeq and is a predicted model, not a curated record.